This is a messenger RNA of Theileria orientalis strain Shintoku, 321 nucleotides long. RefSeq lists its product as hypothetical. The transcript has a single exon. Bases 1 to 321 code for a protein of 106 amino acids. Lineage: Eukaryota; Apicomplexa; Aconoidasida; Piroplasmida; Theileriidae. The record is from RefSeq and is a predicted model, not a curated record.
AUGAUUGCCUAUCGGCAGGUGAUGCCAGUUAUUGGCAUCUGCUUCCUUCCAGUAGCAGUUGCAUAUACUGCCAACUGGUACCAUUCAAUAUUUUGUAAUAGCAUUCAAUAUCUUCUGGCUGCAUUUCGUAUCUUCUUGUUUCAUAUAAUGCCAUCUAAUAGCAUCUUGUAUCUUCCAAUAUCAUCUACCAGCAUCUACCAACAUUUACUAACAUUCAAUAUCGUCCAAUGUCUUCUACCAACAUUCAAUAGCAUCAACCAGCGUCCAAUGUCUUCUACCAUUAUCUACCAUCAUCUACCAACAUCCUAUAGCAUCUUCUAA